Gadus macrocephalus (Pacific cod) is the source of this 1272-nucleotide messenger RNA. It is a transcript of the gene ppa1b, whose product is annotated as inorganic pyrophosphatase 1b. Gene Ontology annotation, cellular component: cytoplasm. The transcript is spliced from 11 exons. Gene Ontology annotation, biological process: phosphate-containing compound metabolic process. The record is from RefSeq and is a predicted model, not a curated record. Lineage: Eukaryota; Metazoa; Chordata; Actinopteri; Gadiformes; Gadidae. Gene Ontology annotation, molecular function: magnesium ion binding; inorganic diphosphate phosphatase activity. Bases 109 to 984 code for a protein of 291 amino acids.
ACGCAUGCGCAGUUGAUUCGGAAGUAGGUUAUUCUUUCGUUCCCCAGCUCGUAGCGCGAUCAUUCGCCAAAGCAAAAGCAGUAGCGACCCACCGGCUUGGAGUUAACCAUGAGCUACACAGUCGAAGAACGGGGAGACCUACAUAGUCUGACCUACCGCUUGUUUUACAAAAAUGCCGAUGGAAAGGUUGUCUCCCCAUUCCAUGACAUACCAAUGUAUGCUGAUGAAGGACAGAACAUCUUCCAUGUGGUUAUUGAAGUACCAAGAUGGACAAAUGCCAAGAUGGAGAUCUCUACAACAGAACCCCUCAAUCCAGUCAAGCAAGAUGUGAAAAAGGGUAAAGUGCGCUAUGUGGCGAAUGUGUUCCCUCACAAAGGGUACAUCUGGAACUACGGAGCUAUUCCCCAGACGUGGGAAGACCCAACCCACAAAGAUCCAGACACCGGUCACGUCGGUGACAACGACCCAAUCGACGUUUGUGAAAUCGGCAGCAAGGUGUGCUCACGUGGGGAGGUAAUCAAAGUGAAAGUGCUCGGCAUUCUGGCCAUGAUUGACGAAGGAGAGACUGACUGGAAGGUCAUCGUAAUCAACGUGGACGACCCCGAGGCCAAAGACUUGAACAAUAUCAGCGACGUCAAAAGGCUGAAACCGGGCUACCUCGACGCCACCGUGGACUGGUUCAGACGCUACAAGGUCCCCGAUGGGAAACCAGAGAACCAGUUUGGCUUUAAUGGAGAAUUCAAGGACAAGGACUUCGCCAUAGAAACCAUCAAGACCACCAACAAAUUCUGGAAAGCCCUCAUCUCUCAGCAGGCCAAACCAGGGGAACUCAACUGCAUGAACACGACCAUUUCCCCGGAUGACAGCCCCUGCCACGUCUCAGUGGAUCAAGCCAAGGCUAUCAUCGAGAAGACGAGUCCCUCUGGAGCAGCAGAAGCUAUUCCUUUAUCAGUGGACAAAUCGUUUUACUACGAGAGGAAGUAACUAAAGAACUGGAUGGAACAAACCAAGACUCCAGUCUGUUCAUUUGGACCAACGCUGAACCAUUCUUUGCAGGGAUAGAUUUUGGCAUUUUCCAUCACUCAAUACUAAAUGGAGAUCCUAUGUAGAAAUAAUGCUAAUUUGUAGGCUACUGUAAGUCUUGGACAAUUUUUACUUAAUUUAAAACGUUUCUUUGGAGAUGUGCGCUUGUUUACUACUCUGUACUGGCCAAAUGCUUCUGUUCUGUAUGAGACCCUGAAAUGCUUUAAUAAAGCGAUUAUGUUCAAAUGA